Messenger RNA from Camellia sinensis, 501 nucleotides. RefSeq lists its product as uncharacterized. Lineage: Eukaryota; Viridiplantae; Streptophyta; Magnoliopsida; Ericales; Theaceae. The record is from RefSeq and is a predicted model, not a curated record.
AUGAGUUUGAAAAUAGAGUGGCAAGCGUGGACAAAGUUGAUGGAUUCAAGCAAAGGAGUGUCAGGGAUAAGGUUUGACUGUGACACCGGUAUGUUUCAGGCACCUAAGGAGUGGUGGGACAAGAUGGAAUCGAUAAACAAGGUGUGUACCAAGUUCAGGAAAAAAACCUUGGAACAUCGUGAGUUGAUGGAGACGGGCAUCAUGGGGGCAUCAGCUACUGGUAAGCACCAUUGGACCCUAGGAGAGAAACUUGCUGAAGUUGCUGAUGACUCAUCUGAUUCAGUGCAUAGUCUGGGAGCCCAGCCAUUUGCUGAUCCAAUACCCGCAGGAGUACAAGACAUGGAUUCAGAUUCUUCACUGGAGCAUGUUCCGAUUGAAAAGGGGAAAAGGAGAAAGACGCCAUCAAGCAGUGUUUCAAAGUCAAAGAAGGCAACAAGUGGAGCGUCAGUUAUUGCAGAAAGCAUGAACAAUCUGACAGAUGUGGUGCGUACGAAGAAUUAG